Messenger RNA from Brenthis ino (lesser marbled fritillary), 402 nucleotides. NCBI's taxonomy places the organism in Eukaryota, Metazoa, Arthropoda, Insecta, Lepidoptera, Nymphalidae. The record is from the annotation of a GenBank genome assembly.
AUGGCAGCGUGGAACCGCCACCACCAUUUCAACAUGCUCAUGGACGAGAAUGCCAAAAACAAAUUGGGCGUGGUGGGCGGCGGCAUGCCGGAGGCCGCUGGCGGCGAGAGGCGACACGGUCCUCUGUACGGACGACUGGUUGCCGAGGAACAGCUCGCCUCCAUGAGUGCGCCUUCGGACAUUCAGGUGAGCGCCCCAGUGCGCAACCCAAGAGCUUUCUGGCGCUACCGUACCCCCGCUCAGGCUAUGCAAGCUCGAAUACCACAUCACUUUCGGGACCCUUCAACAGCGCCGUUAAGGAAACUUAGCGUCGACCUUAUCAAAACAUACAAACACAUAAAUGAGCUGCCGGUUGUUUACGAUCCAGCACGUGUUACUUCUGACCUUUGGAACACGUGGGUG